This is a messenger RNA of Closterium sp. Naga37s-1, 3480 nucleotides long. Lineage: Eukaryota; Viridiplantae; Streptophyta; Zygnematophyceae; Desmidiales; Closteriaceae. The record is from the annotation of a GenBank genome assembly.
AUGCCCACGCGGCUUCUGUACACGUUACUUUGGCUCCUCGUCCUAUGCAACUUAUUCAAUGUCGGGUUACCAGCAUCUCGCGAGAACGAGACUUCGCGCGAGAGCGUCGCGACUGCGGAUGAGAUCGUUGCAGGGAGAGUGGACGAAAUGGAAUCCGAGUUGGAAGAGGCGUUGGCUGGAAGGAGGGAAGGGGAUGCAGCAGCAAAAAAAGUUUCGAGCAUGACACCAGUAGACAACACGAGCCUCACGGUCGGCGACAAGCACCGCUCUCCACCGCUUUCUGUUUCAGUGGUCCUGCAGUCUCUCUCAACCGCCUCCCCUGCAGCAGCCAAUGCCUUGCUAAGAGCAGACUCGUUACCAGCACAAGCAGCAGCACGGGAUAGCUCGGUUGUUGUAGCUGCUCCCUCUGCACCUUCUCCUUCACACAGCAGCGCAUCAGAAACGGGGAGGACAGUUGAUGUGGACUGGGGGAGGGUGAACUGGGGGAGGGCCAUUACCCUGAAGGAGAGGGAGGCGGAGGAGCGAGCCAAAGUGGGUGCAAAGCGGUGCUAUGGGAUGCAGAGGGCGUUCCGCAUGGGGUUUGAGAGGGGCAGCAUGGCGUGGGAACCGCAGGCUGAUCGUUACGUGCUCAUGGACUGCCAUCGCAACCAGAUGAGCAACCGCAUUCGCUGCAUCAAGAACCACCUGCUGGUAGCAGGAGUGUUCAAUCGCACCCUCGUGGUGCCCCUGCGAGCGAAUGAGGUCACCCGUCACUACGACCGCCGCACCUUCUUCCACCUCCCGCACACGCGGCUGUGCUACGGGCCAAGCUCGGCCAUCUCCCUUGACGACCUGCUCGCUCUGCCUGCUGCGACAGCCCCUGCAGCCGGGUCGGAACCCGCACCAGCAGGUUCGGAAACAGGAGCAACAGCAGAAGCCCUGAGUGCCACAGUGCAAGUGGACCAGGUGCUGUGUCUGCAGAAGCAGUGCUACAACCAGUCUUCUGCUUCCCGCGAUGACCUCCCCUCCCUCUCCGGCAUCACCUACCCUCCGAACCUCACGCUCACGAUCGGCAACGGCCCUGAGCCUCUGGAGAUCCCGAAGCUCCUGGCACUGCAAUCUUUGAUUCAGCCAACCGCCAGGGUUAUUCUGGUUGGGGAUCUGGGAUCCGUGCAUCUCACGUUUCCAGGGAAGAAUUACCUGGACGUUCCUUUUAGGCAGUCUCCUGAAUGCCCUAAUGCUCUGGCUGUGGCUCCGCACCCUGCUAUCCUGGAAGCUGCUAGGGAGUUUGUUCGCAGUGUGGUGCUGCUGGGCGCCAGGAGGAAGUGGGAGGCUGCUGAUGCUGCUCUGGAAACGGAAGGAGGUAGAGUUGCUAACCAAGAGCAGCAGCAGCAGAGGAAGCUGCAGCAGGAGGAAGAGGGGAGGCAGGGAGGGAAGGAGCAGGAGGGAAGGCGUGCAGUUGGUCGGUACGUGGGGGUGCAUUGGAGGCGAACGGACCUGAUGCAGCACAGCAACCCCAAUGCACGGCUCAGUGUGGAGCAUGCGGGUGCAUGUCUGGUGAAGGCCAUGGGCAUGGCUGGGAACAUCUCCACCAUGUUCCUCGCCUCCGAUACUGACGACCGCGAGGUGGAGGCACUGGAGAAGUUUAUGAAAGAAAGGAUUUCGGGCUUUAAGCAACAGCUGCUUCCUCCGCGUGCGCACUGGCGGGAGUUUUGCGGCCCCAAGCGGGGAACCGCUAGGAGGCUGCGCGCGGGCCCGGAUAGCGCAGGCGCGCGGAUUUUGCGCGUGUCCAUUCCCCGUGCGUCGGGGGGAGAGCAGCGGGAUGGCGCGCGGAUGAACCGGGACGUGUGGACGCGAGAGGAUAGCGCAAGCGGGAGGGGGAGAACAGGGGGAAGGGGAAACGAUGGGGGAAGUCGAGGGGGAGCGGAAAGACGGGAACGAGGCCGGUAUUCAGAAGAAUCUGUGUCCGGGAGAAGAGGGUUUAGGGGGGAUGGCGCAGGACGGGGAGGUGCGCGCGUGGAGAGGAGGGGGGAAUGGAGGCGGAACGGGGGAGUGGAACGACCGGGGGAGCCGGAGGAAGGGCGCGGGGUGAAGGACACGGGUGGGUUGGUAGGGGAGGCGGGGGAGGGGGAGCAGCAGGGGAAGGAGGAGGAGCAGGAGGUGAUUCGAGAGGAAAUCUCACCGCACAGAGCAGGUGCGAGGUGUUGGUUGGACGCUGCUGUCGUCCGUCUGCUACGAGUGGAGCAAGGAGGAGCCUAUGCCGUCAUUCUCUCAUGCGCGGCAGCAGGGGAGGGGUUGAUUGAUUUAUUCCCCCCUCCUUCCCUUCCCCUCUCUCCCCUCUGCCACCACUGCCACUGCCACUCCCAGCGGCUGUCGUCCCUCGUGGCAGGUGUCACCCGGUGGAGGCGCUAUCUGGAUUUUCUACUCUCAGAGUUUUUUUCGGGCAGCCCGAGCGAGCUGGAUAGGAUGGAGCCGCUGCUGAAGCAGAUUCUCCGUUUGGGGAUGUUUGAGCUUGCAAAGAUGGACACACCCCCACAUGCGGCAGUCAACGAGGCAGUCAAGCUCGCUCGGGCAGCCUUACGGCCAGGAGCCGCCUCAUUGGCUAAUGCUAUUUUGCGGGCAGCUGUUCGGGCACAGGAGCAAGGGCCACUGCCAGCCCCAUCGCUGCACGACGCAAUGACAGACCGAGACAAGGCGCGCGCGCUCGCUACCCUGCACUCUCACCCCGUGUGGAUGGUGCGGCGGUGGGCCGACAGGCUGGGGUGGCGCGAGGCAGAGCGGCUCAUGGAAAGCAACAACGCUCGCCCCGUCUUCUCCCUCAGGGCCAACACUGCCAAAGGGGUAUCGCGAUCCGAUCUGCACUCCUUGCUGCUGGCGCUCCCUGAGGUGGAGGUGGAGGAUUCACCGUACCUGGACGAUUUCAUCCGUGUGAAAGCGGGCAUGCAGCAUGUGCUCACAGCGGGGCUCAUAGAGGACGGCUCGUGCAACGUGCAGGAUGAGAGUGCAGGGUUGGUGGUGCGAGUGUUGGAUCCCCAGCCAGGGGAGACGGUGGUGGACUGCUGUGCUGCGCCGGGGGGCAAGGCUAUGUAUGCCGCUGGGCUCAUGCAGGGGACAGGGCGGCUGGUGGCAGUGGAUGUGAACGAGGGGCGAGUGCGCAUGGUGGCGCAGGCAGCACAGCGGCAAGGGCUGCAAAGCACAGUGGAGUGUGUCGUUGCUGACCUACGGUCCUAUGCGGUGUCAUCCCCCCUGCGUGGGGCGGCAGACCGAGUGCUGCUGGAUGCCCCCUGCUCCGGCCUUGGAGUGCUGGCCAAGAGGGCGGAUCUGAGGUGGAGGCGGACAGUGGAGGGGGAGGCGCAGCUCACAGCCCUACAGGACGACCUGCUGGAUGCUGCUGCCAGUUUGGUGCGGCCGGGGGGGCUGUUGGUGUAUUCCACAUGCUCCAUAGAGCCAUCGGAGAACGAGGACAGGAUCACCACCUUCCUGCAAUCACACCAUGUAUGA